This is a messenger RNA of Panicum virgatum (switchgrass), 1353 nucleotides long. RefSeq names its product pirin-like protein At1g50590. NCBI's taxonomy places the organism in Eukaryota, Viridiplantae, Streptophyta, Magnoliopsida, Poales, Poaceae. The coding region runs from base 188 to 1165 and encodes 325 amino acids. The transcript is spliced from 4 exons. The record is from RefSeq and is a predicted model, not a curated record.
CGAGCCGGGUUCGCGCGCCGCUGCUGCUGGUCCCCUCUAUAAGAAGAGGCGGCAAAGGCAACGGCGAAGCCAUCGUCGUCCGUCGUACUCGCCCACAAGGUACUUAACACGGGUCGGCGGCCGGCGGUUGGAGGAGCCGAGGAGGUUGGAGGCCGGCUUGGAGCAGCAGCAGCAGCAGCAGCCGGCAAUGGAGAAGCCCCGGCAGGUGGUGCGCAAGUUCCUGGCGCGGCCGCAGCACGAGGGCGUCGGCGCCGUCGUCCGCCGCAGCAUCGGCAGGUUUGAGCUGAGGUACUUCGACCCGUUCCUAGUCCUCGACGAGUUCUCCGGUGAGCUUUCGAUCCGUUCCUUUUCUGAAUGGGCAUCGCUCGCAUGCCCCAUUCCGGUUCAACUAACCGAUUGCCUGUCCGAAUUCCGCGCAGUUUCUGCUCCGGCGGGGUUCCCCGACCACCCGCACAGAGGAUUCGAGACCGUCACCUACAUGCUCGAGGGCGCCGUGACGCACGAGGACUUCGAGGGCCACCGCGGCACGAUCAAGGCCGGCGACGUGCAGUGGAUGACGGCCGGCCGCGGCAUCGUGCACUCCGAGAUGCCCGCCGGCCCCGGCACGUCCAGGGGCCUGCAGCUCUGGGUCAACCUCUCCUCCGCCAACAAAAUGGUCGAGCCCGGGUACCAGGAGAUCCAGAGCAAGGACAUCGCGUGCACGACCGCCGACGGCGUCACGGUGCGCGUGAUCGCGGGGCACGCCAUGGGGGCGCGGUCGCCGGUGCGCACGCGGACGCCGACCAUGUACCUCGACUUCACCGUGCGCCCGCGCGCCGCGGCGCGGCAGCCCGUGCCCGCGUCGUGGAACGCCUUCGCGUACGUGCUCGAGGGCGAGGGCGUGUUCGGGUCCGAGCGGUGCGCGCCCGCGGGCGCGCACCACCUGCUCCUCCUCGGGCCGGGCGACGGCGUCGAGGUGUGGAACAAGUCGGACGGCAGGCCGCUCCGGUUCCUGCUCAUCGCCGGCGUGCCCAUCGGGGAGCCCGUGGCGCAGCUGGGCCCGUUCGUCAUGAACACCGAGGAGGAGAUCGACAUGACCGUCGACGACUUCGAGCGCUACGCCAACGGGUUCGAGAAGGCCAGGCACUGGAAAUCGCAGGCCAUGGUAGCGCUUGGGGUAGAGUAGGGCGGAACAAAAAGAGCAGAGUACACAGCCAAGAGAAGGAAAAAAUCAGCACAUUAUUUUCGUUUUUUUCCCUAUUUCGUACUAUAGUUGCUCAGAUUUGUUUUUUUCCCUUUUCCCCAACAUCGGGGUCUCUCUGUGUACAUAACUGGUAUAAAUUAAGUUCAUCAAUAUCGGAAUUUUAUAUUUCA